This is a messenger RNA of Histoplasma mississippiense, 2253 nucleotides long. RefSeq lists its product as hypothetical. NCBI's taxonomy places the organism in Eukaryota, Fungi, Ascomycota, Eurotiomycetes, Onygenales, Ajellomycetaceae. Gene Ontology annotation, biological process: nucleotide-excision repair; transcription initiation at RNA polymerase II promoter. Bases 1 to 2253 code for a protein of 750 amino acids. Gene Ontology annotation, molecular function: 3'-5' DNA helicase activity; DNA binding; ATP binding. The record is from RefSeq and is a predicted model, not a curated record. Gene Ontology annotation, cellular component: transcription factor TFIIH holo complex; nucleotide-excision repair factor 3 complex; transcription preinitiation complex. The transcript is spliced from 4 exons.
AUGCCUCCGAAAAGGAAGGCAGCUGGCAGUAUGCUUAUCCCUUCUUUUCUAGGGUCUGCUUUAACUGUCGCUGACCGGCUAUGGCUGAAACAGGUUGUCGAGAAAUUUUCUCUUCAGGCCUUUAGUCAAAAGAAGAAAGCGGACAUCCAACGACAGGAUCCACAUUUCGGCUAUAAAGACUUCUCAUCCUUGCCUUUGAAGCCCGACCACGCUAACCGACCGCUAUGGAUCGAGCCGUUGAAGGGCACCAUCACGCUGGAAAGCUUCUCACCUCUAGCGCCCCAGGCACAAGAUUUCCUUACGACGAUAGCUGAGCCUCUGUCAAGACCUACGCAUUUGCACGAGUAUCGAUUAACGGGAAACAGUCUUUAUGCUGCGGUCUCAGUGGGCUUACUACCGGGAGAUAUCAUUAACUUCCUGGAUCGUUUGUCCAAAACGCCGCUACCGGAAACAAUCAAGUCUUUCAUUGUCAAUUUCACCAAGUCGUAUGGAAAGAUAAAAGUUGUUUUGAAAUACAAUAGAUUCUUUGUGGAGAGCUCGGAUCCUGCCACUCUGCAGAUGUUGCUUCAAGAUGAAGUUAUUGGGCCGCAGAGAUUGCAAAACUCGGAGGCACAAGUCCACAGUUUUGAGAUCCCAAACACGGCCGUGGAAUCUGUUAAGGCUCGAUGCCAAAGUAUGGGCUGUCCAGCUCUUGAAGAAUAUGACUUUAGAAACGAUGAAAUCAACCCUACUCUAGAUAUCGACCUGAAGCCCAAUGCGCAAAUCCGCAGUUACCAAGAGAAAAGUUUGAGUAAAAUGUUUGGAAACGGACGAGCCAAGAGUGGAAUCAUCGUCCUGCCUUGCGGUGCAGGGAAAACCUUAGUUGGCAUAACAGCCGCCUGUACCAUCAAGAAAGGAACCAUUAUCCUUUGCACUAGCUCGAUGUCCGUUGUUCAGUGGAGGAACGAAUUUCUUCGGUGGUCUAAUAUUGAUCCUAGUGAUAUUGCCGUUUUCACUUCUGACAACAAGGAAAAAUUCCGGAGAAAUACUGGAAUUAUAGUCUCCACAUAUUCCAUGGUAUCUCAAACACGGGCUCGUUCCCACGAUGCGGAGAAAAUGAUGGAUUGGAUGCAAUCUCGGGAAUGGGGCUUGAUGAUCUUGGACGAGGUCCACGUCGUUCCCGCGUCGAUGUUCCGGAAGGUCACUUCGGCCAUUGCGACUCAGACCAAACUUGGGCUCACAGCGACUCUUCUUCGUGAGGAUGAUAAGAUCAAGGAUUUGAAUUUUUUGAUCGGCCCCAAGUUGUAUGAAGCCAACUGGAUGGAGUUGGCUGAACAGGGCCACAUCGCCAAAGUCCAGUGUGCUGAGGUGUGGUGCCCCAUGACAACGGAAUUUUAUACCGAGUACAUGCGCGAGAAAUCUAGAAAAGCAGCGUUACUCUAUAUCAUGAAUCCGAGGAAGUUCCAGGCGUGUCAGUUUUUGAUUGAUUACCACGAAAAGCGUGGAGACAAAGUCAUUGUUUUCUCUGACAAUGUUUACGCUCUCGAACGAUAUGCCCUGAAAUUGAACAAGGCCUACAUCUACGGCGGAACGCCUCAAAACGAACGAUUGCGAAUUCUAGAGAACUUCCAGCACAAUGAACAAGUCAAUACAAUCUUCCUGUCCAAGAUUGGUGAUACCUCGCUAGAUCUGCCUGAAGCGACUUGCUUGAUACAGAUCUCGUCACAUUACGGCUCUCGUCGUCAGGAAGCGCAACGUCUCGGACGUAUCCUACGUGCCAAACGAAGGAAUGAUGAGGGAUUCAACGCUUUCUUCUACUCCCUUGUAUCGAAAGAUACCGACGAGAUGUUUUACUCUUCCAAACGUCAAGCUUUCUUAGUUGACCAGGGAUACGCGUUUAAGGUGAUCACGCACCUUGAAGGAAUUGAGAACCUUGAAGGACUCGCAUACGCAACUCCGACGGAGCGUCGAGAACUUCUGCAAGAAGUCAUGCUGCAGAACGAAACCUCCGCAGCUGUAGAAGAAGUAGUGGACGAUCUUUUCAGCGAACGCUCAGGGGGACCGAAAGCGCGAGGUGCGGCCAAGAAAGUUGCAGUGAAACGUAGUGCGGCGACUUUGAGCGGCCUUGCCGGCGGUGAGGACAUGGCGUAUAUCGAAUAUAAUAAAAGUAGGAAUAAACAGUUGAAGGAGAAGGUGGGACAUCACCCGCUAUUCAAGAAAAUUGAGCGCGACCGACUGAAGAGAAAAAAAGCUCUUGGCCUCGAUAAAAAGUAG